AUGACCGAACCAACUCCACCAAUUGAGACCAGCCUUACCAGCGGCGCAGCGCCACAAUCCCAGGCCCCGGGACCUGGCUCUGGCACUGCUGACAGGACUGCCUGGGAGCGGGUGCAUCUGCCGCGCAUUGCAAUCAAGUUCUGCACGCAGUGCAGAUGGAUGCUCCGAGCUGCAUAUUUUGCCCAAGAACUCCUUUCGACCUUCAACACUGACCUUGGAGAAGUCGCCCUAGUUCCGAUGACUGGUGGAGUCUUCAUAGUGACAAUGUGGUAUGCUGGCCCGGAAACUGCACUGGGAGAGGUCUCGACACAGGAGACUAUUCUUUGGGAUCGUAAGCGGGAUGGAGGAUUUCCAGAGGUGAAAGUACUCAAGUCUCUUGUCCGGAACAUUAUUUCCCCAGACCGCGAUUUAGGCCAUACGGAUCGGGCCCUGCAAAAGCAAGCGGAAGAGCGACAAGAGAAGAAGAUAGAAAGCCCUGGAGGUCAGGGAAAUAAGAAAGAUUGCGAGGACUGUAAAUGA
Penicillium argentinense is the source of this 519-nucleotide messenger RNA. RefSeq names its product Rdx family protein. Lineage: Eukaryota; Fungi; Ascomycota; Eurotiomycetes; Eurotiales; Aspergillaceae. The coding region runs from base 1 to 519 and encodes 172 amino acids. The record is from RefSeq and is a predicted model, not a curated record. The transcript is spliced from 3 exons.